AGUGUUUUUAGUGUAGAGCUUGGUGUGGUUGGCGCGACUUGUCAAGAAGCAUGCUGCACUCAGUCAAACAUACAAAUUUCGUGGAGGUGCCGCUCCGCGAAACGACCGCUCCCAAAUGGAAAGAACUGGCGAUCAACACCGGGGCGGCCCAGAGCACGCUGGAAGACAUCAAGCUCGCCGAGCGAGCCGGCGGCUACGUCUACCAGAGCACGGGCGGCGCGACGCGCAACCGCUUCAUCUACUGGAAGACCAACAACAACGUGCUCGAGCUCACUGAAGAGUCCCUGGAUGUCAACCUGAUUGGGAACAGGCUUCGUCUCCGCUUUCAGCACACGCCGCUCCUGGAAGGGGUCUCCAUCUUCGAGACGCAGAACUGCGUCGUCGUACUCGCGGCCACGGUCGCUAGCGUGCAUCGGAUGUCCUUUCCGCAUCCUUGCCGCCUCAACCCGGACACCGUGUCCCGCCACCACGGCUUGACGAGCGGGCCCUCCGUCUUCUUCGACGCGUCCGUGUCCCUCCUCCGCGACUACCACGUUCUGAACCACGUCGGCCUCGGCACUACCCUCUCCCACAACUCCUGCAGCUGGCUGGGCCCCAACGGAGAAGCCAUUUUCGUCCUGGGCACCAACACGUCUGCCCUGUUCGUCGUGUCCAUCGAUCCCCAGGACGCUGGAGGCCAAGUGUCCUCCAUGGAGAUCCGCAAGAGCAUGACCGUCGGCCGUUUUCUCAGCAACAUCCUUCCCACGUCCCUGCGGAGCGACGAAGCGUCCAUAAGCCUUGUCUGCCACCAGGCCGAUGACGACGUCUUCAUCUUCGCGCUUUCGCGCGACCUCCGAAUUCGCCAGUGGUCGUACAGGCGGCAGGACCUCCUCAUGAUGAAGUCUGUCCAGGAGCACUGCAGCGCCCCCUCGUCCCGCUCCGCGUGCAUGUACAAGGCUACCGACAGUCGAGGACCUGACCUCCACUUAGGCGUGUACAUCAGCUUUCCCGAAAAGAGUGAGUUCUUGCUCUUCAGGCAGGUCCAGGACCACGGAAACUACAAGAUCUCGUACGUCACUACCGUGCUGGCGCCAGAGAGCGACCUCGUCGACUUCUGCUUGACGUCUUCGUGCCUCUGGACGCUGUGGGUGAAGCAGAAUGACGAACCUGUGGUCUGCAUGAAGAACUUCAGGGAAGAGGGUUUGUAUCAGAGUGCAUGGUCCGGAGUCUUCCUACAGAGGGGUGUCCCGACCGAGAAGAUCACCGUGCCUACGGUACUCGAUGCACGGGAGAUCUACCUCGAGAAGAUUUUUGGACACGGCGCUUUCUCGUACACGACGCUUUCGAAAGCCCUCGGCAUGUACAGCAGACGUGGAGAGUCCAGCGCGAAUCCAGCCUUCAGCUGUCGGACGCUUAAGGACGAAGUUGUUCUGGCUGUUGAAGCCGAGAUACGUGCCAGUGCCACCGAGGUUAGCGAAGCCGAGCUUGCAGAUGUUGAGUAUGUGAACUUGGCACUGAAGUGCUGGGGAAGGUUCUACCACACGUGCAUCCAGUACCACGAAGUGGGAUCAAAGCCGCUCGGUCUCUUUGUGGACCCGACUUCCCAGCUGACUGCCCUAAUCCGGAGAGACCACAUCUCUAUGCUACGGCCAUGUGAGAGACUAGAGUCUUUAGUCCUGUCGGAGAAUGUCGCUGAUGACAACAGCACCCUGGUGCUGAUUAGACACAUAAAGGAAAUCAAUUCCCUGCUUACUGCAGAUAUGCUCUUGGAGUUUGCCCAGGGACUCUACAACAUGGAAAGUCCAGGAAGUCUUGCAACAAGGCUGGCCAGCCAGUUGACGAACCAUUUUCAGCCGGGGCUCCAAGAGAUCUUAAGGACAGAUCUGGACCUUGUGCCCGCCCUGAAAGACCUUGUCGGCUGCAUGGAUCUUCGAAGAGAGCUCACUGCUCUGCCAGAUCAAGAUAUGUACUACCAUAACAGCUGGAACCUUUUGUUCACGAGCAUGACCGGCAGGGAUUUUGUUGCAAGCUGCUUGUGCCAGUCUAUGCGUUUUCGCUUCACUUUCUGCCAAGAUCUUCUCCUCCUGGAGUGCCUUCUGCUCAACAUAGCCAACAAAGAGAAGGGGGCAAAGCAGAAGUGCAUGGACAUAAGGAACAACCUGCUCCCCAAAACAGAGGCACUGGUUCGAGCUUACUAUGUCGCUCUCUGGGCAACCGAAACAGAAGGCAGCCCUGUUUCAAGUGUCCUCGAGGGAGGCAUCAGCCGCCUGUCGCUGAGCAGUCGGAGCGAUGGGUUCGGCAUCCUGUGCCAAAACACGCAGCCGUCCAGUCUGGCCUGGCUCUUCCUGAGAGAUGUUGGUGGCGACCUUGUCCGCAGGAGGCUUACCCAAAGCUGCAGGUUGGUUGAGGAAUGCGAGCUCUGGGACCAGGUGCUUCCAGCAUACAUCCAGGCCACAGCAGAACUCAUAUGGCCCUUUGCACCAGAGUACGCUUUUGCAAAGGCUCUGCUAGACCUCGGCCAACACCUCCAGCUUCAAGAGUAUGUCCGGCUCCUUGGUAGUUGGUGCAAGCAAAACAGCGGAACCUGCCAGUUCCUCCUAGCCACCAGUCUGCUCAGCUGCAACGAACCCCAAAAGGCCUGCGAGCUCUUCCAAAAGAUUGCCAAAGGCCCCUUCCUUGAGGAGCCCUUCCUUCAGCCCCAGAUAGGGAUGCUGGUAGGUGACGAGGAGCCACAAUCCGAACGGUCUCCCCUGGUACUGUACUUCCUCCGGGUCAUCAAAGCCUUCGAGCAAGCGGGACAUUUGGAAUACGUCGUGGAGCUUGCCAUGACCGCACUCUACGCCGUCACAGGACCCAACGACCCCAAGCUGCCCACGCUGUGGUCACUCGUCUUCCGCUGCCAGCUGGAGCUCGGCCACAUAAAGCAAGCCUACGACGCCAUCAUCCAGAACCCUGAUGCGGAGGAAUGUUCUCAAUGCCUCCGCCAAUUCGUAGUUGUCCUCUGCGAGCGCCGUCAGCUCUCGACCUUUGUGUCGUUCCCGUUCAAAGAGGUCAUCAACGAGGUCACCUCCAUCUUGAAGACCCGCGCGAGAGCAACGGACCUCCUUAAUUCGCCCUACUAUGAUGUCCUCUACGCCAUGUAUGUCAAUGCCAAGCGGUACCGAGAGGCCGCCGCAAUGAUGCACGAGUAUGGCUCGCGGCUGGGACAAGAAGUACCAGGCAGCCAGAGCUUGCGCCGUCAGCAGCUCUGUCUGCUGGCCGCGAUCAACUGCCUCCUCCUGGCCAAGCCAAAGUAUGCGUGGAUCACAAGUCCGCUGCUCGUGCACGCUUCCGCCGAUCGGUCUCCCAAGCGCGACUGUGACGGCGAGGAGGUGCCUCAACAGGCGAGCCGCAGAGUGGAAGUCAUCACGGUCGAAGACAUCCGCCGCGAGCUGUGCCUCAUCCAGGCGUGGCUGCUCCUGGUCGAAUCAGGACAGGAGGGCAUUUCCACGCCGCUGUCUCCCGAAGAGACCACAACACUCCUGGUAGUCAAUGGUCAUUUCGACGUUGCCACCAAGGUCUGCAAGUCGUACCAGCUGGACCUCGAUGUCGUGUUUGAGGGCCUGGUCAGCCAGUGCACGAAGAGAAGUUCUGGCGGAGCGCAAGACGUGCAUGCCAUUGACCCACAGUGGAUCAUAGAGAACCCGAGGGCGGUCCUCGACAUACCGGAGCAGGCAUGGUCCCUGCUGCGGCACUACCUACAGGAGUACGAAAGCGAGCCUGGUCUCACGCGGUACCAUCGCCUGGUAGCGUGUCAGUUGCUGACGCACGGCUACGUCCUGCCGCCGUGGUUCCUGGCGUCGUACAAGGUGCGGGAUCCCGCAGAGCUGCUGCGGUUAUACAUGACGUACGGCAAGCUGGAGGACGCGACCGACCUGGCCGUGGAGUAUGUGGAUGCCACUCUGGGAAUGGGCAGGGAGUACUUCGGACUCCCGAAUGCGCUGCACUCCACGGCGCCGCCAGUGUGGUUGCCGCACGCCGUGUUUGACCGUCUUCUGGUUCUGCUGAAGACUUCGGGGAAGAUGGAGGAACAGCAUCGCCGGCUCAGUGCAAGAAUGCAGGAGUAUCUUGCGACGCUCGAACGCGUCUCGGCAAAAAUGCACUAAAUCUGUUUAAAAAAAGAGAAAAAAAAAGUUGAAUAAAUGUUAUAUUCUUUUGGC
Ixodes scapularis (black-legged tick) is the source of this 4178-nucleotide messenger RNA. RefSeq names its product nuclear pore complex protein Nup160 (gene Nup160). NCBI's taxonomy places the organism in Eukaryota, Metazoa, Arthropoda, Arachnida, Ixodida, Ixodidae. The record is from RefSeq and is a predicted model, not a curated record. Gene Ontology annotation, cellular component: nuclear pore. Gene Ontology annotation, molecular function: structural constituent of nuclear pore.